AUGGGAACAUUCAGGGAUUUGAACGAACUGGUGAAUGAAUGGAUUAAAGCAAAAGGGAAGGAGGAGACUGACGGAAAGAAGAAGCUGGUGCAGGAAAUAAAAACAUGGAUUCAGGCAAUGCAUGCUGAAGUUGAUCAGAACGAUCUGGAUAUUGCAAGGGUAGGGUGCGAGAACAUUUACGAGAAUGGAAAUACGUUGAAAGAGGAAGAGAAAGAGUUGUGUGCAUUCCUUGUGGCACAUUUGUUGAAAAUGCAGGAACAAAUGAGAACUGUAUCUGGGAAUGAUCCUGUGGAUGUGAAAAUAAAGGACUAUAUUCAAUGUGUUAUGAGGCAAGUAUUGUUCAGCGCAUACAGAAGUAGUUAUUGUAGGUUCAAGGAAAUUAUGGAAAGCGUAGAAGAGGCAAUGUAUACCUUAUGCGACGGAAUUGCUCAGGGGGAAAAAUGCAAUAAAUGCAGAUAUACGACAAUUAAAAUUGAGCAUGUGAAUAAGGUAAAUAUCCACGGUCUAAUAAUUGAGAAGUUAAAUGUACAAAGGGGGAUGUUACAAAAAAUACAUAGCAUGCUCCCCAGGAGCUUGUGUAAUGGAAAUAGUGGGAGAAAGAAUAGUGUAUCACAAUUAGGUCCAUCGGGUAGUGGUCAUGGUACAAGGACAACAGAGUCAGCAACAACCACAACAGUGAGUGGACAACAAACACAUCCUCCGAACGAAGCAGGAGAUGUUGCACGUAGUGCAACAAACAGUGCAACUAGCAGAGAUCCUGCAGGUUGGGGAGACCUUUUAUUUAUUCUCAGUCCAGAACAGCCCGAAAUGAUAAUAACUCGUGCUCCAGAUAACAGAUACAAUCACAAAAUGGUGGAAGAGCACCAGGGGGAAUCAGGAAGUCGGAAGAAUUUAUAUUUGUCACUGAGGUGUAGACACUCAGAAUGGACUAAUGUCCUGUGGGGCGAAAUCAAGGAUAGGGUCAGCGACUUCUCCAGAGAAAUAUCUAAAAGCACUGCAAACGUAGACAAUGUGUGCAAUAGCAUUACGGGAGCAGAUGAAAAAACAAAGAAGGUAUGCCAAUACAUUACUGCAGGAUUAAAAUAUACUUAUGGAAUUGAAAAGGAAACAGAUAGAAGUAAGGAUAAGAACCCUGAGUAUAACUGGAAAUUGAAGACUACUACGGCUUGUAUGGUAUUGAAUGCGUACGGGGACAUAUUAAAGGAGCAGGGAAAUUUAUGUAUAACAGAAGAAACCUUGAAAAAAGCGUUUACUACUGGACAGGGGAUUAAGAACUCUGCAUGCAAAGAAUCUUCAUGUGGAGAUUGCCAGAGAGAUACGUGCGCGGAUCUUCCUAUUAAUGGAAAAAAUCUACGGAAAAAAAUUAAAGAUGAACUCCAGAAAAAUGACAAAAUACAAGAAACUCUGCGUGAUAUAAAUAACUUUUGCACACGAAUACAAUGUGUAAUAAAGAAAUGGUUCCCUAAUAGAGGUCGUACGGAAUCCGACAAGGGUGACGUCAAUACAUUGUGGAACCAUGACGUCAAAAAAUUAUUGAAUAAUCUGUCUGGUGCUAUGACCACUACAGAUACACCUGAUGAGAAAUUAUGCAAUGGCAUGGAAGAGAAAAGUAGAAAGGCAUGUGAACUCAUUCUUAAGGGUUUAAAGCAUAUAUAUAAAAUUAAAAAGGGGGAUGACCGCAGCAAUCCAAAGAAGGUUCUGGACGACCAAAUAUUCCACCGAACUAUGUCAUGCCUCCUUCUAAAUGCAUACGCAAAGAAAAUAGAAGAAAAGGCACAGGAGAGAGGCAAUUGUGAAGUAAAGAGUGGCAUACAAUAUGCCUUCCAAAAAAGUAAAGACAUUAAGGAUGGAACAACUGAGUGCAAGGAUGAUAAUAAUUGUCACGUAUGCCAGAAGGAGAGCUACGAACAGUGCGAAAUAAACCAUGAAAAGAUAAAAGACAGGGUGAAUAAAUUGCUCGAUGGGAAGAAGGACGAAAUACAAACAACACUAACUACUAUAUGUCCACCACCUGCUCCAAUCCCCAAAGCCAAAUCCCAAACAACAAGUACCAAGGAUUGUAACGGUGACAUUACAUGUUUGAAUGAAAAGGUCGGCCAAAUGUUCCAAAAGCGAUGGAGUGCAACAAAGGAGCAAGUGUAUAGUUUAUUCGAUGAAUUUUCUAGUGAAGUUGACGAAAAUGAUAAGAAAAGUAGUUUUGGGACUGUGUGUGAUGAAAUUGCAGAACGUUCUACUACACAGGGGAAGAACUUUCCCAGAUGCUUUUGUAAGAUUCUUAUAAAAAAUUUAGUGAAAGUAACAAACAACAAGAGCACAUACACCUACAACGGCAAUACGUGGAAUGUGAGUGAUAUUAAUAUUAAGGCACGAUGUGAUCUAUUAAACUUAUGGUUAUUAUUAUAUGGGCCAAAGUAUAAGGUAACGGAGGACAAUAUUAAAUAUGCGUUUCGUGCAAUAUCUAAUUUGAAACAACUGUAUGGGCAAAAUGAAUAUGAGGAAUGUAUACAUAAAGGGAAUUUUUCAGUGAACGAAGCGGAUGAUGGUGCUCGUUACAAGGACAUUUAUAGUUGGUUCAUGAAUGAGCGCAUUAAAACCAAAAUGUGGAAAAUAAGUGACGGGUCUGCAUGCAGUACAAGGAGCAGGGCGCAAAACCACAGUACUAUACUUCCAAAGAAGGAACUGGAAGAAAUAAAUCCACAGUUGGAGACCAAAGCAGAGUCCAUUGCUAAAGAAAUAGAGAAGAAGCUUCCCAUAGUUGAAGAAAUUGACGGGGAAAUAAAUUCCACUAAAUCAGCACUUCCCACCUCCCAGUCAUCAUCCACUGGGUCCAACUGUUCCAAUAUAAAAAUUCAAGGUGUUGAGAAUGACGAGGAAGGUAUAGAGUUACUUUCCCUUCACUUUAAUCUACAUAGAAUAAACAUAAGUUACAUAGUGUGUAACGUGCUCUAUUGUAUGAGCAUUAAAAGGAACAUAUUGAAUGUAGAGGUGUAUUCGUGUCUAUAUUACCUUUGUAUUAUAUUUGUAGAGGAGUGGGAGGAAGUCUUUACAGAAUUCUUCAAUUAUGCUGUACAGGAUGGUAAAGGAUAUAAUUACGAAGAAGUAGAAGCAAUGUCUGCUUGGUGCAAAAGUGAGGAAGAUAAGGAUAUGUUCAAUAAGCCGGAACAUAAAGAUUUCUGUAAAACGCUCAUAAAAAAUAUAUUACUUGUGAAAAACAGCGGACAUGAGUGUGUGACCAAAGGUAAGACCAAUGAACAUGGUAAACCAUGUGUGAAGAAAUGUGAUCUACUAAACAUGUGGUUAAUGAUUAUGGCUGAUUAUUGUGUGCCUAUGGAAAUUGUGAAACCGAUUUUUAAGGCGGUAGAAGAAGUAAGGGGUGAUUUCUUUGGAAUAGAGGACAAUGCUGAAUGUAUGUAUGGAAAAAUAAGUAUUUUAGAUAAGACAAAUGCAAGUAGACUGCAGGAAGUUCUGGACUGGUUAAGGAGAAAGGCCAGAAAAGGGUGCUUCGGGAAUACUGACAAAUACGGUGUAUGUAAGAGGUGGAGUGAUAAUUAUGUUGCCAGGAGUAAGGGAAAAUCAGGAAGUUCCGUGAGUAAGAAACACCUGAAUGGGAAGUUAAAAGACUGGGUCGACAAAUUAGAAGAAGCUAAGGGGAAAACGGAAACAGUAUUAAAAGAAAUAAGGGAAGCUGCUGCGAAACCACCUACCACCGGGGAACAACCUGCUUCUGGUGCCAAAGACACAGCCGGGUCCACAAAACCAGCAACUGAGAAUACUACUCCGGACAUUACUAAACGUACUAAUAGUGGAUCAGAAACACAAACUUCUGAUCAACUAUCUAAAACAGAUAAGGAUAAACAAGGUGAGUGCGAAGCAAGCUCUAAGAGCAUUAGUGCUCAGCAUGAUUUUGGAGCUGUUAGCUUAAGUGCAGGGUGCAUUUCCAGGAAAGAACUGGGUGAAUCUGAUCUUUCACAAUUCCCGGAGGCUGUAUUUAUUGAUCCGAGCGCGAUCCCUCCUGGUGUAGUAGUUCCUGAAGAUGACUCUAAGGAUACAGAAAAGAAAGGAGUUCAGGAUAUUGACGGAGCAGAAAUACAAGGAACUGGUGAUCAGAAACCUGAUUCAGGUGACAAAUCCCCUCUUCCGGCCGCAGACGGCGGUAACGUCGGUGUGAAUCAGAGCGGUAGUAAGGAUGUUAUAGGUGGGGAAGUUGGUAACAGCUUAUCGAGUCCUGAUAAUAGUGUUCCCGGCCAACCUGCCGUUGUUCCUGCUUCUUCACAGAGUCCCCUUGAAGAGCAACCUCCCCAAAAAGCUGAUGCUGAAAUUCAUAAUCCCAGUGCACCUGUGGUUCCAGGUGUUGCUCCGGGGGUUGGUACAGCAGGAAGUGUUACUAUUCAGACUCCAACUGUAUCAAGAACUCGAGCAAAAAUUAAAACUGUUCCAAAAACACCAAAGGUUCUCCCACUUAUUAACAGGAUUGACCACCCCUUCCUUCCUUACCUUCCUACCAUUCCUGUCCUAAUUGGUACUUCUGUUAUAAGUUAUCUCCUUUGGAAGUAUUUUGCGGUAUCUGGCAAAAGAAAACGUUACAAAAGAGCUCAUCAAGUACGUGGUCCUUCGUCCUUAGGAGAACAACUCCUUGAUCGCGUGGACGACCAGGAUGAUGGUCCACAUGAAUAUACCUUAGUAAAGGAACGAAAACCUAGACGUCCGCCAAGAAGAUCAUCCGGAAAAAAAGCAGUUAGCCGCCGCAUGAUUAUUGAUAUUCAUUUAGAAGUCUUAGAUGAAUGUCAAAAAGGGGUCCUGCAUUCGACGAAGGAAGAUUAUUUCACCAUUCUUGUUGAAGAAUUUAUGGGAAGGAAUUUUGUAAAAGGAGAAAAUGUUCUUAAGGAAGGUGUUCCUAAGGAACAGAUUCCAAGUACAGAUUCCAGGUUUAGUGAAGAAGACUUUUUUCCUAGGGAAGAAGUUUCUAAGGAACAACUUCCUAUGGUUGAUGUUCCUAAGGAACAGGUUGCAAGUUCAGAUUCCGGGUUUUAG
Messenger RNA from Plasmodium coatneyi, 5031 nucleotides. Its product is annotated as SICA antigen. Lineage: Eukaryota; Apicomplexa; Aconoidasida; Haemosporida; Plasmodiidae. The transcript is spliced from 8 exons. The record is from RefSeq and is a predicted model, not a curated record. Bases 1 to 5031 code for a protein of 1676 amino acids.